AUGGCGACCCACAGUCCCAGCAUUGUGAUGCCAUCAUUGAUAUUUGUGGGAAUGUGCAGUUUCUGCGUUGAAAUGUCUUACGGCCCAGAUUUGAGACAAGUCACUGACUGUAGGAUCACAUGUCCUGAAGUCAGCAAAAGAUCACCUUUCUGUUUUCAUUCUUGUGCUUAUUCUGACCGCUCUAUCACUAAAAUAGAAGGACAUCUUCAUUUAGGAAAUUCAGGGUUUGAGACUCAGUCACUGAGGCCUAUGGAAUUACUAGUUGAACUUUUCCUCGAUGGCUCCUUAGUGCAAAAGGAAUUUUUGGAUUUGCUUAUGGGUAAAGUUGAGGAGAGUUCAGGGUCUUUGCAUGUGUGCUGUCGAGAUCUGCAAGUUGAUAAAUUGCAUAACUACAAAUGUUCCCUGAAAUUUCUUGAUCUCAAGUGUGUUGAUCAGUUUUCUGUUGGUAAGGGCUCAUUGAGCUAUAUCAACAACAUCCUGUCUCAGAUGGCCCACCUACAAAGCCUUAGCCUGUUUAAAGUCCCUUUUCGAUCUCAGAGGGGAAAAGUCUUUAAAAAUUUCCUCAGUCACCUGCAGCAAAUGGAAAACCUCAACGAACUCAAUUUGGCUUCAUUCAACCUUAAAAAUCGCCUGGACAAAGUGCUCAGAUUCAUACAACCUGGUUUGGAUUUCUUGUGUCUGCCAUUCUGUAAUCUCUUGUCCAGAGACUACCAAUUUCUGUCUCAGAGUCCUCAGGCCAUCCACCUAAAGCUCUUGAAUCUUAGUAACAACACAAUGUAUUGGAAUGAUUUUGGGCCUAUUUGCACUCUUCUAGUAAAUCUGUCCGGUACUCUUCAGAUUCUAGAGCUAAAUAAUUGUCAUAUAACUGAUUCUGCAAUCUCUGUUCUUAUCCCUGCCCUAAUUAGAUGCACCCAUCUCCCUGUCCUGGGCUUUGCAUCUAACCCCAUCACAAUGCUUAUCCUUGUGAAUAUCAUGAAUAAUUUAACACCUUUGAUGGAGCUAAAAUAUGUGAUUUAUCCUAUCCCUGUACAUUGCUUUGGUGAAUGGCAUUUUCAGUGCAGUUUAGACAGAAGGAAGCUUGCCAUUGUACAGCUACAACUGAAGACAAUGCUAGAGCUUGCGCAGCGCAAUGACAUGACAUGGAUCACUUACACAGAGUAA
Molecule: messenger RNA, 1161 nt
Organism: Meriones unguiculatus (Mongolian gerbil)
Lineage: Eukaryota; Metazoa; Chordata; Mammalia; Rodentia; Muridae
Product: leucine-rich repeat-containing protein 14-like
Exons: 3
Coding region: 1-1161 (386 amino acids)
Cellular component (GO): cytoplasm
Source: RefSeq, a predicted model, not a curated record